Messenger RNA from Lolium perenne, 1405 nucleotides. RefSeq lists its product as uncharacterized. The record is from RefSeq and is a predicted model, not a curated record. Lineage: Eukaryota; Viridiplantae; Streptophyta; Magnoliopsida; Poales; Poaceae.
CCGAUCUAUGGAGGAGACUGAGUCGGGGCGGCUAGGGCUUUUUCUCAAGAGGCGGCGGCUACAGGGACACACAUACGCGUAUUUGUGAUUAGAUCUGUUGGUCGAUCGUCUCGUCUCGGCGUGUGAAAGAAGAAAAAUCAUGUCGCUCGUGCCUGCACCGCGUGAGGACAGGGAACCAAAUGUCUUGGCCUCGAAGGAGUUGCUUCUUGACACUACAGGACUGGAGGAAUCGUCCAACACUAAACCUUCCUCUUCCUCUCUGCCACAGUCUCCAUUGUGUGAGGUGCCAGAUAUCUUGGCAUUGGAGCUCAACACUACUCCCUCGUUGUCUUCAUGCGUUACUUCAUUGACGCCUACUGGUCUACUUAUCAAACAUUUUGUCAGAGUAGAUAAAGGGGGAUUUUUCCAUACAUAUCCUGAUUGCGGUGGACCAUUUCAGAGCUUACAGGAAGCUCAGCAAGCUAUUGACUCUUAUCAUGUUGUUGAGAGAAAAAACAUGUGCAUGGAUGGACUUUCCUCUGAGGAUAGGUUUGUGCGGGAUGCUUUAUACUGGCAUCAUAAUGGCACAAGGAAAAACUCUGCAGAAGCGCGCCUUUGCUGCCAUGGCGAUCUGUCGCCCUGUCCGGGAAGUGGUUAAAGCUCUAUUGGACAAGUACAACGAUGACAAUAGUCAUUUGUGGGAUCCUGUAUAUGAACUAAAAGAAAUAGUGAGCUAUAAACCAUGUUUUGACGGGAAAGGCUGCACUUAUAGGUCAUACUCACAUUUGAAUAUGACCAUGAAGACUAAAGGAGAUGAUGAUCCUACAUGUGCCAACAAUAAACUAUUUUUUGCUGAAGUCACCUGCAUGAUUGACGAACAUGAAGAGUACGUGCUCACCUGUAUCUGCCCAGUUGAACCUGAUGACAAUGGUGAAUGCCAUAUGUGUGGAGAUGAAAUGAAGCACCCCACCAAUGCUGAAUACAAACAUGGCCGCCCCAUGUCACCCGUUAGAUGGUGUUCUCAUGCUGAUGCAGAUGACUUAUAUGAUAAGCUAGUUACCGUUCGUGACGAGGCUUGGCUGAAAGAGGAGGAAGCUAGGGUGAGACGCAUGUUCAAAGAAGUGGAUGAGGCUAUCAAGAUGGACACCAGAUGGGAUGACCAUGGAAAGACGGAUAAGUACGUAGUACCGGCUAGACGAAAAUUAGUUAAACCAGAUCAACAUUUAUUGAACAGCUUUCAUCUUUAGAACGCCACAUCUAGAUGAACAGGAGAUUAGCGACAUCAACCUUCACUGAAUAGCUUUUAUCUUAAGAACACCUCUUCGUGGUAUAUUGUUCUUCUGGUAACCAGAACCUGUAAGGAUAUGCAUUCCUUAAAUAUUACAUUCAUGUUUUGUUGGCUUUUAUUGAUGGGUAGAGCUGGGUA